Magnolia sinica is the source of this 1440-nucleotide messenger RNA. RefSeq names its product disease resistance protein At4g27190-like. The coding region runs from base 161 to 502 and encodes 113 amino acids. The record is from RefSeq and is a predicted model, not a curated record. NCBI's taxonomy places the organism in Eukaryota, Viridiplantae, Streptophyta, Magnoliopsida, Magnoliales, Magnoliaceae. The transcript has 2 exons. Gene Ontology annotation, molecular function: ADP binding.
AUUUCUUCUUUCUGUAUCUUUUUUUCUUUUUAAUGCUCGUUUGGCUGCACCAAAUAUCAUAAAUUUUGAUGAAUUUUGCACUGAAUCAGACUGGUUAAUCAUGAAAUAUCAUGAUAUUUGGUGCAACAAACGCACUCUUGAGUAUUGAGUUUUGUCUGAUAUGUCCGUGCAUCUCUGUUCAACAGAAAUUGAGUUACUUCUGAAAGCCUUGAAAGAGAGACUUCAAAUGGAUGCAGCUAUGGAAUUCAUCUGGGAGACUGCCAAGACUAUUGCCCCGAAUGCAUGGGCUCAGUACAACUACUAUAGAAACCUCCAAGAGAAUCUUAAUGUACUGAAAAACGAAAUGCAGGAGUUGAGUAGCCGAGAGUCCGACAUAAAGAAUGAACUGAAAACAGCGGAGGUAGUAUGUGGUAAGAAGCGAAAAGCAAAGGUGUGUUUAUGGUUGGAAAAUGUGGAAAAGAUUACAAGCGAAGUUACUAAGAUAGAAGAUGAUUCUAAAUAAGCAAGGAGAUAUUUCAUCCCUUCUCAUUUAGCACUAGGAAAGUGUGUCAUGAAGAAGUUUGAAGAGGUGGUGAAGCUUAAGGAGAAAGGUCAAUUUUCAGAAGGGUUACUUGCUGAUCUAUUACAUGAAAAUAGAAGCAUGCCGGCUACAAAACUCGUGGGUAGAACGACAGCAGAAAGAAAUAUUUUGGAACAGAUUUGAGAGUCCUUGAUAAAUCAAGAGGUCAAAACUAUUCGUGUCCAUGGUUUGGAGGGAGUCGGCAAAACAACCAUCAUGACCCACAUCUAUAAUAAAAUAGAGAGCUCUAGAAUAUUUGGCACUGCCAUUUGGGUGACAGUGUCUAAAGAUUCUAAUAUUGAGAGACUGCAGAAUGGUAUUGCACAAGCAAUAGGAUUGGAGCUUUCCAAUAAAGAGGAUGAAAUGAGAAGGUCAAUGGAAUUGUUUCAGGCUUUGAUGCGUAGGGAAAAGUUCGUUAUCAUCUUUGAUGAUGUGUGGAAAUCGUUUCCUUUGGAGAAGGUAGGGAUUCCCGAAGGUAAUGCAUACAAAAUAGUAUUGACUACUCGAUUGAAAAAUGUGUGCCUGGCCAUGCAGUGCCAAGAAAAGAUUGAAGUGAAGGCUCUUUCGAAAGAAGAAGCAUGGGAAUUAUUCAAGGAAAGGCUUGGGGCUGAUCUAGUGCUUUCUCCGGAAGUAGAACCCAUUGCGAAGCUUGUCGGUGAAGAAUGUGGUGGUUUGCCACGCAGAAUCAUCACAAUAGCAAGUGAAAUGAGAGAAAAGGAUGAUAUUAGAGAAUGGAGAAAUGCAUUAGAAGAGUUAAAAUGCUCAAUGAUGGAGAUGGAAGGCAUGGAUGAUAAAUGACGUUAGGAUGGAUGUUGUUAAUUGUAAUCUAAUUGGGAAAGAGAGCUUCUUUGUUCUUUCCAAUUAUAUUCUCGUCUUGGUUA